Messenger RNA from Gambusia affinis (western mosquitofish), 3896 nucleotides. RefSeq names its product interphotoreceptor matrix proteoglycan 2a (gene impg2a). The record is from RefSeq and is a predicted model, not a curated record. Gene Ontology annotation, molecular function: hyaluronic acid binding; heparin binding. Gene Ontology annotation, biological process: visual perception. The transcript has 20 exons. The coding region runs from base 389 to 3424 and encodes 1011 amino acids. Lineage: Eukaryota; Metazoa; Chordata; Actinopteri; Cyprinodontiformes; Poeciliidae.
GCUGCAUGAGUAGGUUCUGUUUGUUUAUCUGGCUGUGAUAGUAGAAAGUGCAGAUUUAUUCAGGUCAGGCCUGCAGGCGAUGGACUGAACAGCCCUCUGACAUUGCAGAAGAGCCCAGCAGGUCAAGCCAUGAAGUAAUGUUGACAUUUGUACACCUUGACUUUUCAUUGUUUGAAUUGUUCAAAAAUGUUCUUAUGAAAAAGCUCACGCUAAAAUAGGAAGCAGUCAACUUUGUCCCAGUAGCACAUUGCCAAAUAGAAAGACCUGCAGGCUUGGUUAAUCGGCCGAUGGCCUCUUUCUCUGGUGACCAGUGUGCCAGGAAACCGUGUGGGAGGCUUUCAAGAUCUUCUGGGACCGACUGCCUGAACAAGACGAGUACCAAAGCUGGAUGAACCAGUGCCAGGAAGGCACAGUCACUGUGCAGGAUAUUGGCAGCUACUUUAGCCAGUCAGAGGAGCAUCAGGCUCUGGUCAAACAGAGAAUGUCGCAUUCCGUUCUGAAAAGUGAGCCCACCCGGUCCUGGAAGCAUAUGUGCAGCACACCAACACCAGCGAGUUCAGAAACAGUUGAAGCCCCUGAGUUAGAGGAAAUGGAUAAAGGAAAGGACAUCGCAGGCAUCAUUUCACCAGAGGUGGAAGAGAGUCCACUGUUCAAUGAAAUCACCCUUCAGCCCACGGCUGCCCCCGUUCUGGAGCAGGUGGUGGAGCUGAGCAUCCUCCUGACCGGAGAGGUAUUCAGCAACGAGCUCAGAGAUCCAGCCAGCCUCAAGUUCCAGACGCUCAGCAGAGAUCUCGCGGAAAAGAUAGAAGAUGCUCUAGAGGGGCUUCCUGGCUUUAAGAGUGUGUCUGUAAUCGACUUCAGACCACAGAAGGACACUCAGUGGUUGGAUGGCAUAGUGGUGGAUUAUGCAGUCACAGUAGCGGUGGACGGAGCCGGAGUGAGCUCUGAACAACUGAACUACCUGACCCUGCAGUCCAACCUGGUGGAGAACUCGUAUCGAGAGAUCAAGGAUCCCCCCACAAUGGUCUACGCCAUCAGCGAGAUUAAAAACAUCUUCACCGAACCUCAUCCCAUCGACGAGAUGGAGAGCGUGUCUGAGAUUCCUGAGCCUGUCAGCGUUGCACACGAAGCGACGGGCAUUGACCCAUCAGAAGUCUUGACCCUGGAUCAUCCUACUGGUGGUGGAUCAUCACCACCAGUAGGACUCAACACCCUGGCACCAGAAGAGGACAUUGUUAUUCUGGAGGAGAGUGAACUAGCGUCACCUGAGGCGGCACUCACCACCAAUCUACCUGAACCUGGUACCAUUGAGGAGGAAGAUCUGUUGCCAGAGGAUGUUGUGCUAGCUCCUGCUCCAGAGAUCUUCCCACCUAAAGAGGUCCUACCUGAGCCUCCCUCUCAGGAGACGCCAAAGAGCUCCACAUUGCCUGAGCCGCCAAUAGAAAUGGAGGCUUCUGGGUCAGGCCGAGAAAACCUGGACAGUUUAAUUGAGCCAUCCGUUGAAGAAGAGCAAAUAUCUCUUGUAGUGACUGAAGAUGCUAAAUCAGAAACUGAACAAGAAAAAGCUGAUUGUGCUUCAGUUGGAGAGGAAUCCCUUGCUACAACCUUUGAAGAGGGGCACCAAGAUGAGGUUGAGAUUUUAGAAAAGCCUGAGGUCUCUACAGUUUUAACUAAGACCAUAAUAGAACAAGGCCAGCCAGCUAUUUUACCCCCAUUAGAGACUGUGAAUAUACCAAUUGAAGUGUCAGAGCCUGAUGUAGCCAAAACCACGCUGCACUCUGAUGUUGAUGAACCUGUGGUUCAGGCACCAAAGGACUCUAGCAAGUUUGACAAAGUCCCUGACGAGAAUGCAGGGAUCAAUGUGAUUUUUACCUAUCCUGAGGAACCCGCAUUUGAUGAAAAAGGCUUUGACGAGACAAUUGAGAGUGAUGAAAGUGAAGUGAAAGAGGGAUCUUUGUCUGAAGCCAAGGAUAUAGAGGAAGAGGCGCCUCUGACACCAGAGAUCUUAGCAGGAGAUCUUGUGGAGGAGGGAAUUUUGCUUGUCAACAGAGACCAUUCGAAGUUACCUGGGACAGACUUCCCACGCCAUCCACUGCCAACUUCCCUGUCUCCAGAGAAGAAAUCCCCUUUUACCGUCAUCUCAUCCAUUGUCCCAGAUUUUGAUGGCCUACCUGACAAAGCCAUCACUUCACUGGUAAAGACCACUCAGGAGGACCUGGAUGCCACCCCUGAAGAUCAUGGAUAUGACCUGAUUCCCUAUGAUUUUGGCUCGACAAACCAGACAGAGGAAGGCAGCACUGGAUCCCCAUUCAGUGUGGCCCAAGGCACAGACCAAGUCAGCAUUGCCAUGCCUAUAAACCCGAGGCGAGCUCUGAUAGUCUUCUUCAGCCUGAGAGUGACCAAUAUGGUAUUUUCUGAAGAUCUCUUUAACAAGAGCUCCCCAGAGUACAAGGCUUUGGAACAGCGCUUCCUAGAACUGCUUGUGCCCUAUCUUCAGUCCAACCUGAGCCACUUUGAGAAUCUGGAGAUCUUGAACUUCAGGAAUGGGAGCAUCGUGGUCAACAGUCGGAUGAAGUUUGGGAAGCCUGUGGCCCGGGGCGUCACCACCACUGUGUAUCUAAUUCUAGAGGACUUCUGUAACACUGCGUACCAGACCAUGAAUCUAGCCAUUGAUAAAUACUCUCUGGAUGUGGAGUCGGGUGACCAAGCCGAUCCCUGCAAGUUCCAGGCGUGCAACGAGUAUGCAGAAUGUAAAGUGAACAAGUGGUCAGGGGAAGCGGAGUGUGUCUGUAAUGCGGGCUACUUCAGUGUUGACGGCCUUCCUUGUCAAAGCAUCUGUGAGCUGCAGACAGACUUUUGCCUCAAUGACGGCAAGUGUGACAUCAUCCCUGGCCAGGGAGCCAUCUGCAGGUGUCGUGUUGGAGAGAACUGGUGGUACAGAGGUGAACACUGUGAGGAGUAUGUGUCUGAGCCUCUGGUGGUUGGCAUAGCCAUAGCCUCUGUUGCUGGUUUCCUGUUUGUGGCGUCCGGAGUGUUGUUCUUCCUGGCCAGGACACUUCGGGAUCAGUACGACAAGGAAGAGUCAGAGGAUCCCGUACGGCGGGUGGAAAGUCUUCCUUCACUGGAAAGGGCAACCAAAUAUAACCCUAUGUAUGAAAGUGAAGCCACAACAGGCUACAGCCACUAUUACCGUCGUUAUCCCGAAGCGCCUAUGUACAGCAGUGCCAGCGCCGAGGCAUCCACCGACUUUAGCAGCGAGGAGAUACGGCACAUCUAUGAAAACAGUGAGCUGACCAAAGAGGAAAUCCAAGACAGGAUACGCAUCAUUGAACUCUACGCGAAGGACCGGCAGUUUGCAGACUUUGUGCGGCAGCAUCAAGCAGUUCUGGAUACCCAGAGAGAGAGCUCCUCUAUGCACACAUAGAACUGUAAUGAACAAGAUACUAAACACGCUUCCUGAUCAAAAAUGAAGCCUCCUGUCAAGACAUUUCUUUGAUCGCCAUGUUCCUCGUAGUACGGACUGUGUUUAGAUUAUUUUCAGCACUUUUGUAACCGAAACAGUAAGUCUGCAUCUAUCGCUCUUUGCAUAGGUGGGUGUUGACCAUUCAUUCAUAAACCUCUGUGCCUUCUGACUGUGUGAGACUCCUGUGAUGCUACGGUCCGUCUCCGCUCAUGUUUUUGCUGCUUAACUACCAAACCUUUGGGAAAACCGGGCCGCACCCUGUUAUUUGAACAGAAACGCAAAGACCAAACCAACAAGUAACUAUUGUUUUGUGGGAUAACUGUUUAUUUGCAUUAUCUUCUAUCUGCCUUCUCUUAAAGGGGAAGAACAUAUAUUGUGAUAUGUUUGUAUAGUUAAGCUGACAUUUGUCCAUCUGAUAAAUGUCGUUUUUUGA